AUGCGUGAAAUCGUUCAUAUUCAAGCUGGACAAUGCGGCAAUCAAAUUGGCGCUAAAUUUUGGGAAGUUAUUUCGGACGAACAUGGAAUUGAUCCAACUGGUACAUAUCAUGGUGAUUCUGAUCUUCAACUUGAACGUAUCAACGUCUACUACAAUGAAGCAGCUGGUGGCAAAUAUGUUCCUCGUGCUGUUCUUGUUGAUCUUGAACCAGGCACAAUGGAUUCAGUUCGUAGUGGCCCAUUUGGUCAACUCUUUCGACCUGAUAAUUUUGUCUUCGGUCAAUCUGGUGCUGGUAACAAUUGGGCAAAAGGUCACUAUACAGAAGGUGCUGAAUUAGUCGAUUCAGUCUUGGAUGUUGUUCGAAAAGAA
Molecule: messenger RNA, 369 nt
Organism: Rotaria sp. Silwood1
Lineage: Eukaryota; Metazoa; Rotifera; Eurotatoria; Philodinida; Philodinidae
Source: the annotation of a GenBank genome assembly